Messenger RNA from Halteromyces radiatus, 1851 nucleotides. Its product is annotated as Sec1-like protein. Gene Ontology annotation, cellular component: cytosol; Golgi membrane. The transcript is spliced from 12 exons. Gene Ontology annotation, molecular function: syntaxin binding. The coding region runs from base 1 to 1851 and encodes 616 amino acids. Gene Ontology annotation, biological process: intracellular protein transport; endoplasmic reticulum to Golgi vesicle-mediated transport. The record is from RefSeq and is a predicted model, not a curated record. Lineage: Eukaryota; Fungi; Mucoromycota; Mucoromycetes; Mucorales; Cunninghamellaceae.
AUGCUUAACCUAAAUUCAUCUACAACAAACGGAAAGGACGCGGAUGAAUAUAGUGACGCCAAGGUCUUUCAAGACAAAGCUGUAUGGAAGGUACUCAUUUUUGAUAAAUUUGGUCAAGAUGUAGUUUCUUCUAUUAUGCGUGUUAAUGAUCUUCGUGAAAAUGGCAUUACCGUACAUAUGCUUUUGAAUCAAGAAAGAUCUUCAUUACCUGACGUACCUGCCAUCUACUUUAUUGAACCUACCUUUGAUAAUAUCAAGAAAGUUUGUGAGGACUUGAACCGAAACUUGUAUGAUUCUUACUAUGUCAACUUUUGUUCAACUAUUCCUCGGCCAGUAUUGGAAGAUUUUGCAACAAGAACCAUUGCCAAUAAUACAUCUGAUGCCGUCACUCAGGUGUAUGAUCAAUACCUCAAUUUUAUAUGUACCAACCCUGAUGUCUUUUCUCUUGAUCAAACCGAAGCUUUCGUUCAUUUGAACAAUCCAAGUGCUCCAGAAAGUCUGAUUGAUGAAACUAUAGAUAGAGCUGUCAACUCUCUAUUUUCUGUGAUUGUUACUUUAGGUGUGGUACCCAUUAUUCGAUGUCCAAGAGGAAAUGCAGCUGAAAUGAUAGCCAACAAAUUGGAUAGCAAACUCCGUGAUCAUGUUAUGAAUUCUCGUUCCAAUUUAUUCUCUGAAAACAUUAAUAAUUCUGUCAAUUUACAAAGACCAGUACUUAUUCUUUUAGAUCGUAGUAUGGAUAUUACACCUAUGCUUAGUCAUUCUUGGACAUAUCAAGCUCUUAUUCAUGACGUGCUUUCUUUGAAACUCAAUAGAAUCACUAUUGGUGCUGAUGAACAUAACCAACAAAGACGUAGUUAUGAUGUGGAUAGUAAGGAUUUCUUUUGGAAUAAGAAUGCAUCUAGUCCAUUUCCACAAGUAGCAGAGGACAUUGAUAUUGAACUCAACAAUUACAAGAAGGACGCUGCAGAAAUCACUAGGAUUAGUGGUGUUAGUUCUUUGGAAGACGUGGGUCAAAUUGAUAUGUCAUCAAAUACAAAGAUUCUCAAGUCUGCUAUUGAUGCUUUACCAGAGUUGACAGCAAGAAAGGCUACUUUAGAUAUGCAUAUGAAUGUAGCAACAGCUUUAUUGAAUCAUAUCAAAGACAGGCAAUUGGACACAUUUUUCCAAAUUGAAGAAAACAUCACAAGACAGGCCAAAACUUUAUUACUAGAAACAAUUAGGGAUGUUGAAAAAAAGAAUCCUGAAGACAAAAUGCGACUCUUUCUCAUUUAUUAUCUCUCCACUGCUGAAGAAGUGACACCUGAAGAUAUGGAUGCUUACAAGAAAGCUCUGGAAGCUGCUGGUUGUGAUAUGGCUCCUCUGAAAUAUAUUGAAAAAGUGCGUGCUCUUAUGCGAAUGACUUCUAUGAUCACAUCACCCAAUCCAAAUACAACCAGUGGAUUCUCUCAAAAUGAUUUGUUUCGAGGAUUCAGCAGUAUUGGAAACAGAUUGACUGAUCGAUUGAAAGAAGGUGGUCUUGGUGGUGGAUUCGAAAACUUAUUAUCUGGAGUCAAGAAUUUACUACCAACGAAAAAGGAAUUAGUGAUUAGCAAAAUCGUGUCAGAUAUCAUGUCUCCUCCUCAAAACGAGCCAUCCAAGGCUGAUGACUUUUUAUACUUUGAUCCCAAACUUGGCAAGAACAAUCGAUCCCCUCGUCAAAACAAAGUAUCAUUCCAAGAAGCUAUUGUCUUUGUUGUUGGUGGUGGUAACUAUGUAGAAUAUCAAAAUUUGCAGGAACUGGCCUCUGUAAGUAGGAAAAGAGAAAAAAAAAUACUUCAUCUCAUUCUGAUCUUUUAUUUCGUUUCUUUGUAG